GAUGAUGAGAUGCUAGUACUGGCUCGGAGUCAGCCACAACACUCAAACAUCACCCACCACAUAAAACCUUACAACCUUAAACGUGUUAAACCAUAAUCUUUGAAAAACUCGAACUUGUUAAUGGUGUGAACCUUUGAAAGUCUCCAUUUCUCUCAAUGGCUUCUUCUACUUGUGCUCUCUCACCUUCUGCCAGAUUACAACUCACCAAAACCACCCUCGCUGCUCCACUCUCUUUCUAUCACCGUCAGUCUUUGAAGCAAGUGUCAAAUGAGCAGAAGGGGUUUUGCUGUGAAGGGGAUCGUGGCUUCUGGAGUUUCAGUCAUGGCUUCUACUCUAACUGCAGAACCUGAGCCAGCUCAAGGUUCGGAAAGACUACCAUUCAAACCAGAAGGGUACAAUUAUUGGACUUGGAGGGGUCAUAAAAUACACUAUGUUGUGCAAGGAGAAGGAUCUCCUAUUGUCCUUAUUCAUGGCUUUGGAGCAUCUUUGUUCCACUGGAGGUACAACAUUCCAGAAUUGGCUAAGAAACACAAGGUUUAUGCCAUAGACUUGCUUGGAUUUGGGUGGAGUGAGAAAGCACUUGUUGAUUAUGAUGCCAUGGUGUGGAAGGAUCAAGUUGUGGACUUCAUGAAGGAAAUAGUAAAAGAACCAGCGGUUUUAGUUGGAAACAGCCUUGGAGGAUUUACUGCUUUGAUCUCAGCAACUGGGUUGCCUGAGCUUGUCAACGGAGUUGUUUUACUGAAUUCUGCAGGACAAUUUGGUGAUGGGAACAAGGAAAGUAAAACUUCUGAAGAAACAUCUCUACAAAAGUUUAUCCUAAAACCUCUAAAGGAAGUUUUCCAGCGUGUAGUUCUUGGAUUUUUGUUCUGGCAGGCAAAGCAACCAGCUCGGAUUGAAUCAGUCUUAAAGAGUGUGUAUGUAAAUUCUUCUAACGUGGAUGAUUAUCUUGUGGAAUCUAUAAUGAAGCCAGCUGAAGACCCCAAUGCUGGAGAAGUUUAUUACAGGUUAAUGACGCGAUUCAUGACGAAUCAGAGCAAGUACACUCUAGAUACUGUUUUAAGCCAACUCUCUUGCCCCUUGCUUUUAGUCUGGGGUGACCUUGACCCAUGGGUUGGUCCAGCCAAAGCAAAUAGAAUCAAAGAGUUCUAUCCAAAAACAACCGUUGUGAACUUGCAGGCAGGGCAUUGUCCACAUGAUGAGGUACCAGAGCUUGUGAACAAGGCCUUAUUGGAUUGGUUGAGCACACUCACUCCUGAAGUGUCUCUCCAAACAGUUUGAACUUGUAUAUUAUUGUAAAGCGCCAAUUAAAAACAAAUUAUUGACUAAGUUUCUACAUGUUGUGGGUAAGUCAUCACCAUUCACCAUACAUUGUAUACAGAAAGCUGGUUUGAGAUAUUCAGGAUAGGGGAAUGUGACCAGAAUACACUAUGGUCAUGUUUCUGCAUACGUGAACUUUUUUGAAGCCCAUGUAUGCAUUUAUUUCUUUCAUAUAACUUUCUUUGUCCUUAAUCAAUUAAGUUAUGCAUUUGCACUA
Molecule: messenger RNA, 1534 nt
Organism: Lotus japonicus
Lineage: Eukaryota; Viridiplantae; Streptophyta; Magnoliopsida; Fabales; Fabaceae
Product: pheophytinase, chloroplastic
Exons: 7
Coding region: 268-1278 (336 amino acids)
Cellular component (GO): chloroplast
Source: RefSeq, a predicted model, not a curated record